Molecule: messenger RNA, 348 nt
Organism: Arvicola amphibius (Eurasian water vole)
Lineage: Eukaryota; Metazoa; Chordata; Mammalia; Rodentia; Cricetidae
Product: androgen-binding protein homolog
Exons: 3
Coding region: 1-348 (115 amino acids)
Source: RefSeq, a predicted model, not a curated record
AUGAAGGGGACGCUGCUUCUGCUGGCCUUGCUGGUGACCGGGGAGCUGGGCUUCCAGACAACGGAAGCAUGCAUCCCUUUAUUUGAAGUCUUAACUCCAAUGGCCAUUGGAAGCAAGGAAAUAAUGAAUGCCGACCUUACCAAGUUUGACGCUACUGAGGGGGAAAGGAAGGGUUUUGAAAAAAUCCAGGAAUGCUACAAUGAGGGAGGAUUGAAAACCAAAUUCCUGGAUUCCACAGUUCUGAAAACCGUGACCCUCAGCCCACAAUGCAGUAAAUACUAUACCAUAGAUACCAUAGAGAAAAUUAAGGCACUCCUUUCCAAAUUCAACAUCCCUGGAAAACGAUGA